AUGUUUGGCGCGACGGGUCAGACGAGCCCAGCGACCGGCGGCGGCGGUGCUGGUGGUGUGACAGAGGACUCGGGGCCAGGGAUUGCUCGGGCGGCACCGCGUGCCGGCACCAAAACCGACGUUUGCGGACUCGCACAGAAAAGAUUGGAAAACAUUUCGCGUGUCUUUACUUUCGAUGACUACAUAUUCGGGGGAAACGGACAAGAAUUUUAUCUCAUGAAAACUGGUGACCCGACGAAAUGGCAGUACUUUUGGUCAUUUGACUUGGUCGGUAACGCUUCCAUCCUUUAUCAAGAGGGAGAGCUCCACCACUCAAUCAGUCCACCACUCAAUCAGGGCUUAAUCGCGGACACAUUCACCGACAUCACGGGUUCGCUGUACUUUGGUCGGGACAAGUCGUGCCCAACAUCUGCGGGAAAUGACUGUAGUUUUAUGACCAAAGCGUACCACAAGGGAAUGGUGGUCUUCCAGAACAACCCCGUGAAUGCCACGCCCGCCACCUAUGGCUACCAGACCUAUAUUCUCACCGUUCCCAUUAUUGACAAUCCCAGUUUUGUUGGAAACACUACUAAUCCGUUUGUGGUGUUCAAAGAUGACAGCCAAAUGCCGUGGGGAUUGCCCGCCGCCGCUCCCAUUACGACCACCACUAAGUUCUUCCCGAGUGGUGCCGAAUACAAGUAUUUGGGCGCCGCGUACGACCCGACCCAACAGGUGGUCUUCGUGUUGACUUAUCACGACAUUUUGAGUAAUAGUCUGAUCAAGACAUUCUUUGGUUGGGUGCCGUGGAUCGGCAAACACUUCAGUCAGACACUCAUUCACUUCUGGAAACUCGACGGCAAAGGCGACGCUCACUACCAGAUGGCGAACGCCGCCCGCGGCUAUACAGCGCUGGUAUCCAAAAGUGGCAAUUUGUUUGCUCUCGAGUUGGGAAAGUGGUAUUUGUUGGAUAUCUUUGAACAGAAGGAUCCGAUACCCGAAAAGGAAACGUUCUCAAUGAGUGAGUUUCUCAACUGCAACGCAACCACCAAACCCUCGCCUUUUAACUUAGAUAAGCCUAUUCUGCCCGUCAAACCCGUCCCCACGCCAUCGGCCGGCGCUCACGCUAGCAAUGCGAGCGGCAAUAGCAGCGAAACAGUGGCCCCUCCCAACCCAGACGUCACGUCUCCCGCACCGUCUGAAUCGUCAACCGCUGAGUCCAAAAAGGAGGAGAAAUCGUCGCCAAUGCUUAUCAUUUUAAUUAUAGGAAAGGACGACGAGAAGGACAAAGAGGCCAAACCGGGUUCACCGAAGGCCGGCUCCAAAGUGGGAUCGAAAGUCGGCUCAACGACCGGAGGAGCGAAACCGGCGUCGACUACGGGAGCGGCGAAGUCAUCGACUGGUGGAGCGGGCGGUGCGGGCGCUGGCGGUAAAGCCGGUGGCGUUAAACCCACUAAAUCCUUGGCUAUGAAGAGCACGUCAUCCGUCGCUUCCAGUCCAACAUUUGCCAUCGGUAGUGUCAGCGCUCAGACCACCGAUCAGUCGUCAGUUCCGUCAGUCGUUUCGACCAUCAGUUCGGGCUCUUCUUCUGUUAGCAGUUCGGCCUCUCUUUUGGUUAACACUUCGACCUCUCCUUCAUCUUCUUCUGGCGGCAAACCCUUUGAUUUGUGCAAUUCAUUGGACACAACAGUCGCCUCACAGAUCACCAACGCUUUCACAGUGGGAAGUAUCAUGUAUUUCGGCAAUAGUACCACGUUUUAUACGGCUCUGAUGGUGGACCCCGACUGGAAAUACUUCGCUUCUCAACCCAUUCAUAACCUCUUUCCUGAUUGUAAGAACUUUUAUUUCAUUACUUAUAAAACGACCCAAUUCUCGGACUUUAUAACCGGAGUAUAUUUCGGUUCAGCCAAAGAGUGCAACCGAUUGCAGACCGACUGCAGUGUUAUGAACAAAGCUUUUGAAAAAUUUAUUAUCUUUGGCACAAUUGGGUCGAGCGGUGGCGGCGGACAACUUGGCUACAAGACCUACGCUAUCGAUUUGGCCUUAACUACAGGCUCCGGCUCUAAGCACCUGAAGACCGUUAGCGACCCGAAGGCCAUGCCCUGGGGUUUGGCGCCCAACUCUACUCUCGACCAAACCAGCAAAUUCUGGCCCCAAAACAUUGAUUAUAGUUUUAAGUGUUUCGCGUACGAUAUGGUAGUACAGAGGCUUUACUCCAUCACAUAUAACCCAAACAGUGUGACCCAAACAUUUCAAUUGCAUUAUCGGCUGAUCGACGGCCAGUUUGAGGGCAACUAUACGGCGGUCCACACGUCACUCAACUUCACGUCUCUGUUGUACAAAAAGGGUAAUCUGUUUGGUCUUUCGCACGGAAAUUGGUUUCUAAUUGAUCCCAACUAUUCGGACCCCAAAAAGGGUCGACACACACGACAACCACAUAUGUACGAUAUGAAAACGUUUCUCAAUUGCAACAAAUCGUCACCACUUUUGUCGACAUACGAUCUCUUGAACACUCCUCCGCCGACCACCACUUUGGCCACCACUACUCCUAUUGGCACCGCUAGCAACACAUCAGUGGUGAACGGCGGCCCAAAUGCCGGCACACCGGUAGGCAAUACCGGAAGUGGCGGAACCGCUGGAACUGGUGCUACGGUGGCGGCUGACGGCGUCAAGUCAAAAGUGGGUCCGAAUGAAGAGUCGACAAAUGCGGGUAAACCCGUGUCCAAAGUGACGUCUGAAGCGUCAAAUGCAAAGUCCAAAUCUGCGGCCAAACCGGCGACCAAAUCAGUUGCCGGCGCCAAACACACGCCUCCAGUCAAUCGACGACAGUCUAGCACUUUAACCGUCCGAUCGAUGUUAUCUUUGUAUCCAUCGAUUGUAUUGAUUGGUUUGGUUGCCAUCAAUGGUGUGAUUCUUCAAUCAAGCCCUUCUUCACCUGCACCGUCGUCUGCGGGUUCUUCAGCAGCACCUUCUGGUGUGAGUACCACUCCCUCGGGUGUCAGCGCCUCUGCGGGACAAUCGACUGUUAGUAAUUCAGUAGCGCCGUCGGGGGUCAGUGCAACUACUGGUGCAUCGGCUGUCAGUCCUUCAUCUCAAUCGUCGGCUGUCAGUACAGGCGCUGGCGGUAACUCUUCGCAGCCUUCGUCUGGCAGUGCAUCCACUGGUCAAUCAGGUGGUAGUCCCGCAUCUCAGACAACGGGAGUUAGUCCUACGGGAGGGUCCGCUGCGGGUUCAUCGGUCACACCCGCGGCAACGGUGGCCAACACUACGUCUACAGGCGGCUCAAAACCACGUGAUUUAUGUAAUAUCGGUCACGAUCUGGUCUUAAAGUACGGAAAGAGAGCUUUCAUUAUCGGAGAUGUUUUGUAUGUCGGCGACGGCACUCGUUUCUAUAGGGCUAUCAUUACUGCCAAUCAAUGGGUGUAUUUCGACGCCGAACACAUUCACAAUAUAUUCGCCGAUUCCAAUCACUUCACGGAGAUUAUAGGUGCCGUGGAUUUCGGUUCGCAACAACAGUGCACUGAAGCGCAGGCCAACUGUGCGGUUAUGACCAACGCUUUGGACAAGACUUUGGUGAUCGGCAACACUAGUGCCCAUGUCUUGGAGUACAAGACCUAUAUUACCAAAGACAAUGGUGUCGGCGGUAAGGAACUACUGCCCAUACAACCCGUUUUAGAUGUAAAAGAUAUGCCGUGGGGUUUACCUCCUGGUGGACCGUUGACGGGCCAAUUCUGGCCACAGAAUCCCGGAUUGAUUUACAAGAAUUUACAAUUAAUGAUCAUUAAAACCAUUACCAACAGCUCAAAAGUGUAUAUCCGACAAAUCGAUGGCCAGUUAGCGGGCACUUACACGACAUUGAUAUCGGGCCCGAGUUUCCUCGCAAUGGUCUACCGAAACGGACACAUGUUUGGCAUCAAUACGGGAGUCGGCGAUACCUUUUAUUCGCUUGAUUUUAGCGACCCAUUAAAAAAUGGUCAAAUUGUCGAAAAGAAAACGGGUUCGGUCACUGAGUUUAUCAAUUGCCAAAAUACAUCUCCACUGUUGGCUCCGCUCUUAUUGCCCACCACUACCACUGCCGCCAGUAGUGGUGCGCAAACGCCCGCAUUGGCUACUAAUGACACCACUCCCUCAUCAAUUAUUAUUGGCGGUCAAAGUACAAGCGGUGACAGCGGAACAGUUGGAUCCGCUGCUACGAGUAGUGGCACAACGUCUUCGCCGACCAAAAAGUCCAGCCUCGGAUCCAAGAAAACACCCCCGAAAUCGGCCGACAAGAAGGUUGACCCGCCGACCGCCGGGUCAGCAAAGACUGGACCGAAAUCAAAGGUCGAGCCCUCGGGUGGGGCUAAAGGAAAGGGCGAUAAGAAAAGCGACGAAACCGUGCGAUCGCCCACAGUCGAGCCCUUCUUCAUCUGCACCGUCGGCUAUAAAUGUCUCGACAACACAGUCUGGUGUCAGUCCUACACAACAGCCGUCGGUUAUGAGUACCUCAACGGGAAAGCCGAUGACAACACUUUACCCAUUCAGUGGACCAAUCACUUCACGAAAAUUAUAAAUGUUAUAGAUUUCGGUUCACACAAUCUGUGCACUCAAUCGCAGGCCAACUGUGUGAUUAUGACCAACGCUUUUGACAAAACAUUAGUGAUCGGCGACACUAGUGCUAGUGUUAGAACACUAGUGUUAGAGUACAAGACCUACAUUACAAAAGACAUGGGCGUUGGCGGACAUGAAAUACUGCCCAUACAUCCGGUGAUGGACCCGAAUGUUAUGCCGUGGGGUUUGCCGAUGAGUGGACCGCUGACCGACCCAUUCUGGCCACAGGAUAGUGGCGUGACUUUUUUGAGUAUGGCUUUCGAUACCAAACAACAGAAACUGUAUAUCACUGAAAUGAAAAGUCAAAUCCUGAGGAAUGUGUAUAUCCGACAAAUGGACGGCCAGUUAGCGGGCACUUACACCAAAUUGGAAUUGAAUACUAAUGUGGAUUCACUGCUGUACAGAAACGGCCAAAUAAAAAACUCGUCACUUGUGGGUCCGUCCGCUUACCCCUCCGAUGGCGGUAAUAGUGGUCCACAAAAUCCUUCAGCGGUUACUAUUGGCGGUAAUACGAGUAAUACGACCAAAAAGCCUAAUAAACCCGCCUCGGAUCCAAGAAAACACCCCCGAAAUCGGCCGACAAGAAGGCUGACCGGCCGACCGCCGGGUCAGCAAAGACUGCACCGAAAUCAAAGGUCGAGCCCUCGGGUGGGGCUAAAGGAGAGGACGAUAAGAAAAGCGACGAAACCGUGCGAUCGGCUUAAUUCAACUCCACAGUCGAGCCCUUCUUCAUCUGCGCCGUCGGCUAUAAAUGUCUCGACAACACAGUCUGGUGUCAGUCCUACACAACAGCCGUCGGUUAUGAGUACCUCAACGGGAAAGCCUCGGACAACACUUUACCCAUUCAAUGGAGUUGGAUAUGAUUUAUGCAACACUGGGCUCACUGUAAGCGUGAAAAGGGCUUUCAUUAUCGGAGAUAUUUUAUAUUUCGGAGACGGAACUCCCAAUCACUUCACGAGAAUUUUAAAUGCUAUAGAUUUCGGUUCACACAAUCUGUGCACUCAAUCGCAGGCCAACUGUGCGAUUAUGGCCAACGCUUUUGACAAAACAUUAGUGAUCGGCGCCACUAGUGCUCAUGUGUUAGAGUACAAGACCUACAUUACAAAAGACAUGGGCGUUGGCGGACGUGAAUUACUGCCCAUACAUGCGGUGACUGACGCAAAACACAUGCCGUGGGGUUUGCCGAUGAGUGGACCGCUGACCGACCCAUUCUGGCCACAGGAUGGGCGCGUGAUUUUUGAUGGUAUGGCCUUCGAUACCAAACAACAGAAACUAGAUGUGUAUAUCCGACAAAUGGACGGCCAGUUAGCGGGCAAUUACAACACAUUGAAAUCGUAUGAAACGGUGGAUUCACUGCUGUACAGAAACGGCCAAAUGUAUGCAUUAUUCAGUGAUCGGAUAGGCUAUCGAUUUUAUUUACUCCAAUUCAAUAACUCAACGAAUAGAGUGUUUUAUGACAAACCGUGCCCAAUCCUUGAGUUUAUCAAUUGUAGAAAAAACUCAUCACUUGUGGGUCCGUCUGCUUACCCCUCCGAUAAUAGUGGUCCACAAAAUCCUUCGGCGAUUACUAUUAAUACAGUUGGAUCCGCUGAUACGAGUGGUACCACAACUUCGGCCACACAUCAAAAGUCGAGCCUCGGAUCCAAGAAAAUACCCCCGAAAUCGGCCGACAAGAAGGCUGAGCCGCCGACCGCCGGGUCAGCAAAGACUGCACCGAAAUCAAAGGUCGAGCCCUCGGGUGGGGCUAAAGGAGAGGACUCUAAGAAAAGCGACGAAACCGUGCGAUCGAAGAUGUUAUCUUUGUAUCCAUCGCUUGUAUUGAUUGGUUUGGUUGCUAUCAAUGGUGUAACUCUUCAGUCACCCUCACAGUCGAGUCCUUCUUCAGCAGCACCUUCUAGUGUCAGUACCACUCAAUCAGGUGUCAGCGUCUCUGCGGGACAAUCGACUUCAGUAGCGCCGUCGGGGGUCAGUACAACUGCUGUCACUUCAGGUGUGAGUCCUUCACCUCAAGCACCGGGCGUUAGUACGACUACUGGCCAAUCAGCUGCGAGUCCCACUUCUCAGUCAUCGGGUGUGAGCACAACCACUGGUGCAUCGGCUGGCAGUCCCUCAUCUCAGUCGGCAGUGAUGGCCAGCAUUGCUACUACAAUAUCGUCUGGCGGGCCGUCGAGUUCAAGCGAUUCAUCGGUUGACAAUGGCUAUGAGUUGUGCGCUCUGGCGUCCAAACUAUUUCUCUAUAAUGCAAAGCGAGCUUUCAUUAUAGGAGAGACACUGUUUUUUGGAGACGGAACCCAUUUUUAUAGGGCUAUUAUGGCUGGCAAUCAAUGGAAAUUGGUUUUAAAUUAUAAAUCUUUAAACCCCUAUUUAAUAGCCAAUCACUUCACGGAGAUUAUAAGUGCCGUGUCUUUCGGUUCCCAACAAGAGUGCACUCAAUCGCAGGCCAACUGUGCGAUUAUGACAAACGCUUUUGAUAAGACUUUAGUGAUCGGCAACACUAGUGCUAACGCUUUGGAGUACAAAACUUAUCACACAAAAGACAUCGGUGUUGGCGGACACGAAAUACUGCCCAUACAUCCGGUGAUGGACCCGAAUGUUAUGCCGUGGGGUUUGCCGAUGAGUGGACCGCUGACCGACCCAUUCUGGCCACAGGAUAAAGGCCUCAUUGUUAAGAGUAUGGCCUAUGAUAUCGCGAAACAAAGUCUUUAUAUCACUGUAUUUGAUGAACUCAGUGUUCAAAGUGGCAAUCAGUCAACUAAUAUGAAAGCGUAUAUCCGACAAAUCGAUGGCCAGUUAGCGGGUAAUUACAAACAAAUGGAUUCCACGACUAACUACACGGCAAUGGCGUACAGAAACGGCCAAAUAUUUGCUAUUCGUGAAAAGGUUCAGGGUCAUUGGUACUUCCUGGACUUUACCGAUCCCACCAAGACCAAUUUGACUCAUGUCAUGGAUUUUCUCAAUUGUCACAAAUCAUCGCCACUUUUGAAUAAAAUUUCUGCCACUACUCCACCCAUUUCUGCCACUAAUCCGACCCCUUCUGUAAGUAAUCCGAUCACUACUGCCCCCAACGCAAGCGUCAGCUCAUUACCGAUACAUCCGGGCGUCACAACUACGACAGCUGUGCCCAGUAGUACACCUCCGGGACAGUCUUCAGUUGCCAUUACGACCACAACUUUAGCGACAAAUACGAGCGUCAGUAUUGGGGACCAAAGUACUAGCGGUGAUAUCGGAACGGUUGGAUCAACUCAUACAAGUCGUACCACAACAAAGGCCACACCUAAAAAGUCCAAUAUGACUGCGUUUUGGACCAUUUUGAUUAUCGCCAUUAUGAUUGUGGUAACCGUUGUAAUCAUUUGUAUCGUCUAUUUCUGCCUCAAAUCCAAGAAAUCAGAGCCAAAACCGGUCGACAAUAAGCCCUUGUCGUCAACGGGGGAACCGAAAGCAGAGGCCGACCCCUCGGGUGGGGCUAAGGGUGGGGCCAAAGACGCCGACAAUAAGAAAAGCGGCGAAACCGUGCGAUCGGUUUAG
Molecule: messenger RNA, 8091 nt
Organism: Medioppia subpectinata
Lineage: Eukaryota; Metazoa; Arthropoda; Arachnida; Sarcoptiformes; Oppiidae
Source: the annotation of a GenBank genome assembly